CUCCAGUGUUGGGUCUCAGUUUAUCUAUGGUUGGAGUUUUUGUUCAGCAGUAUGUUUGUUAAUCAUUUCUGCAACUGGGUCUAUGUUGAGCCUCCGUCAUGGUUCCAAGCAGUGAUGGCCCCAACUUCCUCAGGAAACCAGCUGCACAACAGUCCGCUGUGCCUGGCAGGGAGGGGCAUGGGCCCCCUGGCUGCAAGAAUGUACAGAUUUUACUGAUCUCAGCUGCUUCACAUGUUUGAGACUGUUCUAUUAUGUGUGUCUGAACUCAGAUUUCCAUGAGGUGUCUGUAACAAACAGUUCCUGGCUAUCUACCAGCUACCCCAGAGGAGUAACUAAAACCCACACCUCACCACUUUGUCUUCUUGCCCUGUCUCUGCCCUUUAUUUUUAAUUACACCCUUACUCCAGUGAAUUCCAUGUUUUUGUCCAUAGAGAUCUGGUGUGUCUGAUUUUCUGCUGUACCUCCAGGAUCCAGAAAUUUCCUGGUAAAAAGAAUUGAGUCAAAAGUACUUAUCGAAGGAACAAAGGAAAUGUGUUUUCAACAUUUUAUGAGGUUUACAUUUUUAAUUGAAAAAUGUAAUUGAAGUAAACAUGGUGUGUCCCAUAGAAUGAAGCCUUGUGUAGUUUAUCUCUGUAAUCAGGGUGUGUCCCUUCUAAUGUAGCACUGAUUAGGUUUAUUAGUUUUUUGUUCCCUAUAUAAAAGGAAGACACAAUGGAGGUGGCAUUUCACCAGAGAAAAGGCAGCUGAACAGUGGAGGACCUGGUAGAAGAGCAAAGUGCUUCUGUCCUAUAGAACCUGCUUCAGAAUCUAGCUGAUCUCAUUUUCUCCUUCACUUUUGGUUCUGCACUGGAUGCUUAGUGCUUGGACUGUCUGAGAUUGAAACUCCUGAGGAAGACGGUUGGUGGUGGAAUUACUGACAAUGCAACCACUGGAAUCAGUGACCUUCAAUGAUGUAGCUAUAAACUUUACCAGGGAAGAGUGGGCCUUGCUGGACACAACCCAGAGAAAGCUGUUCAGAGAUGUUAUGCUGGAGAAUAUUAAUCAUCUGUUGUUCAUGGGGUAUCAGCUCUGCAAUUCAGAAGUGCUUUCCCAGUGGGAACAAGGAGAAGAACUGUGGAGCGAAGGAUUAAGAUUUCUCCAAGGACAGAGUCCAGAAAGAGAAAAUGACUAUAAAAAAGAAGAAAUGAUAACCGUGCAACAUAUCUGUAAGAAGGAUACAUCUACCAUCCAUUUAGAGCAGAUUUCUAACACUGGAGAGUAUCUUCUUGAAAGUCAUGAUUUGGGCGAGGAUUCUAUUCACUCCACAUUGACUGACAUGGGAAAGAAACCAUAUGUGAAUGAACAGUUUCGAAAAGCUCUCAAUUAUCAGUCAUUCUUUGGACAACAUAAGCAAAUUCAUACUGGAUGUAAGUCAUAUGACUGUCAUCUAUGUGGAAAAUUCUUCAGAAGUAGUUCUGUCCUUAGACAACAAGAGAAAAUGCAUGCUGGAGAGAAGCAGUAUGGUUGCCAUCUAUGUGGGAAACACUUCACUGGUAAUUCUACCCUCAGGCAACAUGAGAGAACUCACACUGGGGAGAAGCCGUAUGUCUGCCAUCUAUGUGGGAAAUCCUUUAGUCUAUGUAGUAAUCUUAAGCAACAUGAGAGAACUCACACGGGAGAGAAACCAUAUGUCUGCCAUCUAUGUGGGAAAUCCUUCAGUCAAAGUUCUCACCUUAGGCAACAUGAAAGAACUCACACUGUGGAGAAACCAUAUGCCUGCCAUCUAUGUGGGAAAUCCUUCAAUCGAUGUGGUAACCUUAGGCAACAUGAGAGAACUCACACAGGGGAGAAACCACAUGUCUGCCACCUAUGUGGGAAAGACUUCACUGAUAGUUAUACGCUCAGACGACAUCAGAGGACUCACACUGGGGAGAAACCAUAUGUCUGCCAUCUGUGUGGGAAAGAAUUCACUGAUAGUUCUACCCUCAGACGACAUCAGAGAACUCACACAGGAGAGAAACCUUAUGUCUGCCAUCUAUGUGGGAAAGAUUUUACUGAUAGUUUUACACUCAGACGACAUCAGAGAACUCACACUGGGGAGAAGCCAUAUUUCUGCCAUCUGUGUGGGAAAUCCUUCAGUCAAUAUGGUAGCCUUAGGAAACAUGAGAGAACUCACACUGGGGAGAAACCGUAUGUCUGCCUUCUGUGUGGGAAUUCCUUCAGUCAAAGUUCUCACCUUAGGCAACAUGAAAGAACUCACACUGUGGAGAAACCAUAUGCCUGCCAUCUAUGUGGGAAAUCCUUCAAUCGAUGUGGUAACCUUAGGCAACAUGAGAGAACUCACACAGGGGAGAAACCACAUGUCUGUCACCUAUGUGGGAAAGACUUCACUGAUAGUUACACUCUCAGACGACAUCAGAGGACUCACACUGGGGAGAAACCAUAUAUCUGCCAUCUAUGUGGGAAAGAUUUCACUGAUAGUUCUACCCUCAGACGACAUCAGAGAAUUCACACAGGGGAGAAAUCAUACGUCUGACAUCUGUUUGGGAAAGAUUUCACUGAUCUACACUCAGAUGACAUCAGAGAACCCACACUAGGGAGAAGCCAUAUUUCUGCUAUCUGUGUGGGAAAUCCUUCAGUCCAUAUGGUAACCUUAGGCAACAUGAGAGCACUGACACUGGGGAGAAACCAUAUGUCUGUCUGCUUUGUGGAAAUUCCUUCAAAGUUCUCACCUUAGGCAACUUGACAGAACUCACACUGUGGAGACAUCAUAUGCCUGCCAUCUAUGUGGGAAAGAUUUCACUGAUAGUGCUACCUUCAGAUAACAUGAGGUAACUAACACUGGGGAGAAAAUGUAUCUGACAUCUAUGGGGGAAACCUUUAGACAUUAUUUUGCUAUUAGAGAGCAUCAGAGAACCACUAAAUAUGUUCUGCAUAAUCAAGUGUCUUCAGCCACAGCUAUAACCUUUAAAAAAAUGAAAGAACUCACACAGGAGUGUAAUUCUCUAUCAGUGUAAUAAAUAUGUAAAUGUAUUUAUAAUCUAUCCCUAAAAAAUAUGAUUUUACUAUGUUGGGAGGAACCCUAUGUCUGUGAUUACCUGUAAUAGAUUUCCUCUGAGUUUCAGCCUUGGGUGUACAAGUAUAGCUCAGAGUUGGAAAAACUCCUAAACCAGAAGACUGGAUAGGAAAGUCUUUUCCAGGAGGAGAAAACUCUAGAACAAGCGAUAAUUUUGAUGGAACAGAUACUCAAUGAAAAAAUGUGAGAAAUCCUUUACUUACAAUGUGUGAAAUAUAUGUGGUUUCAUAUUAUAUAAAACCAGAUGGCAUGAAGCCUGCUGAGGAUGCAAUGCUGACAUCACCAAAAUGAAUGACAAGCUGUAACCACAUGACCUUUCAGAAUGGCUAUGGAUUUUGUUGUUUUGUCUGAAAAAGAUCUGAGACUUCUAUUACCUCAGCCUCACUGGCUGCUCCUUUGAGGCAAGAAGCCAGGGAUUUAGAUGAAGAUUUUUUGGUGGGCACUGGGCACAUUGAUUGUUGCCCCAGUGGGAGUUUCCCUGAUGGCUGGUGUUCUCGUUUGCUAAUACUGCCAGAAUGCAAAACAUCAGAAAUGAAUUGUCUUUUAUAAAGGGGUUUUAUUUUGUUACAAAGUUAUAGUCUUAAGGCCAUGAAAGUGUCCAAAUUAAGGCUUCAG
Choloepus didactylus (southern two-toed sloth) is the source of this 3670-nucleotide messenger RNA. RefSeq names its product zinc finger protein 596-like. The transcript has 6 exons. The record is from RefSeq and is a predicted model, not a curated record. NCBI's taxonomy places the organism in Eukaryota, Metazoa, Chordata, Mammalia, Pilosa, Megalonychidae. The coding region runs from base 920 to 2515 and encodes 531 amino acids. Gene Ontology annotation, molecular function: DNA-binding transcription factor activity, RNA polymerase II-specific; RNA polymerase II cis-regulatory region sequence-specific DNA binding. Gene Ontology annotation, biological process: regulation of transcription by RNA polymerase II.